AUGCUGGCCGUCGUUGGCAUCUUGAGUCUCGUCAUUUCUGAGACGCAUCGUGCCCCCGAAGUCAUGUGGUCGCCCAUCCUCAAUGCCGUGCCCGUUCAAAAGACCCGGUUCAACGAGACGUUCAUGUACCCGACAAAGUUCACGUCCAAGUUUUCCAAUGGUCUUGCAUCCGAGGACGAGUGGCGCAGGUGGACGGCAAAUCCGAUGCUGGAUGGGCGUGACGGCACAAUCGCCGUGAAGGCCGACGUGGUCGAUAGAAUCGCUCCAAUGUACACUUCGCAGUGGAAAGACUCGUUGAUUCAGCUGUCCCAUGGAGGUGAGACUCGGUAUAUGGGGCAAAUUGCCAUGUUUCAUCAUUUGCACUGUCUGAAUAUUCUCCGACACGCAGUGCAUCCAGAACUGUAUGGAGCCGCACCUGGAGGUGGCCACCUUGAGAGCCUGCGAGAGGUCCUCAUGUGCAAUCCAGGAGGCACCGAGGUGAUUUUGUUCCAUUGGAUGGAAGAUUCGGAGAAACCAUAUCCAGACUAUAACACUUUCCAUCAGUGUAGAGAUCCAGGCGCGGUUUUAGAUUGGGCUCUGGAACACGCGGUCAAAAUCAGGGGACCUCUGACCAAACCCAGGGGCGUCUUUGCGAUGCAGGAUCCCCCAUACUGA
Messenger RNA from Fonsecaea nubica, 654 nucleotides. RefSeq lists its product as hypothetical. The record is from RefSeq and is a predicted model, not a curated record. Lineage: Eukaryota; Fungi; Ascomycota; Eurotiomycetes; Chaetothyriales; Herpotrichiellaceae. Bases 1 to 654 code for a protein of 217 amino acids. Gene Ontology annotation, biological process: mycotoxin biosynthetic process. The transcript is spliced from 4 exons.